This is a messenger RNA of Acinonyx jubatus (cheetah), 1538 nucleotides long. It is a transcript of the gene RAP2B, whose product is annotated as RAP2B, member of RAS oncogene family. The record is from RefSeq and is a predicted model, not a curated record. Gene Ontology annotation, cellular component: plasma membrane. The transcript has a single exon. NCBI's taxonomy places the organism in Eukaryota, Metazoa, Chordata, Mammalia, Carnivora, Felidae. Gene Ontology annotation, molecular function: GDP binding; GTPase activity; GTP binding. Gene Ontology annotation, biological process: negative regulation of cell migration; Rap protein signal transduction. Bases 150 to 701 code for a protein of 183 amino acids.
UUCUGAGCCUGGCGCUCCCAAGCCACGCUCUCGUAGCUUUUUCCUGCAGAACCGAGGAAGAGGAGAAGUCCAGCAGCCGAGCCCAGGCUUUCCCCCGCGCGCAGCCCCGACGGGGCCGCGGCAGGCGCGGCGAGAGCGCCGACGGAGCCAUGAGAGAGUACAAAGUGGUGGUGCUGGGCUCGGGCGGCGUGGGCAAGUCCGCGCUCACCGUGCAGUUCGUGACGGGCUCCUUCAUCGAGAAGUACGACCCCACCAUCGAGGACUUCUACCGCAAGGAGAUUGAGGUGGACUCGUCGCCGUCGGUGCUGGAGAUCCUGGACACGGCGGGCACGGAGCAGUUCGCGUCCAUGCGGGACCUGUACAUCAAGAACGGCCAGGGCUUCAUCCUCGUCUACAGCCUCGUCAACCAGCAGAGCUUCCAGGACAUCAAGCCCAUGCGGGACCAGAUCAUCCGCGUGAAGCGGUACGAGCGUGUGCCCAUGAUCCUAGUGGGCAACAAGGUGGACCUGGAGGGCGAGCGAGAGGUCUCGUACGGCGAGGGCAAGGCCCUGGCCGAGGAGUGGAGCUGCCCCUUCAUGGAGACGUCGGCCAAAAACAAAGCCUCUGUGGACGAGCUGUUCGCCGAGAUCGUGCGGCAGAUGAACUACGCGGCGCAGCCCAACGGCGACGAGGGCUGCUGCUCGGCCUGCGUGAUCCUCUGAGGCGCCCGCGGCUGCCGCGCGCCGGCCGCGCUCUGCGCACAAAAGCCAAACGCACCCGACUCUAAAUGUGAUUCCUCUUCUUGCUCUGAGAUUGGAGACGACUUUGCAUUGGCCGGGGUGUCCCGGGAGCCCGGCUGGCCUCUACGGCCGGCGUCCCCUGCCUCCGCCCUGUGUCCGAAGGGGUGUCCCGUCCUCACCAUCCGAGACCCGGUGGAAAUGUGGCUCUUGGCAGCAUGUACGUUUCUCAUUGAUUUUGGUUGACGCAUAUUUCCCCCGUUUAAAUAGCCGUUAGGGCUCUGUAUUAUUGGCAGCUUGACACCGGCAAGCGAAAGUUUCAGCCUGGAAAAAAAUGGGGUGGGGAGGAAGAGGACGGGGAGAAGGUGGAAAGGGAGGGGGGAUUUUUUUUUUUUCUUCCAACAGCCCUUUUCUAGUUCCAAGUUUUAAAUACAUGGAAGGAAGUCCGGGAGAACCAAAUGAAGGAGCAGGAGGAAGGGAAGAAACUUUUGUUUUUUUUCCUUGUUUUCCAGGAGUAGCUGGAAAUUAAGAUCGGGUUCCUUUUCUGCCAGCUUGGAAGGGCAACCCUGUGACUGAUUGUGAUUCUAAGGAUGUCUAUGCAAAGUUGGAUUCUUGUUACAGUGUAUCCAAUCUGAAGUAUGCACAUCUGAACUGGGACUGUAAACACUGAUGCCAAUACAGUGUGGGGUGCCAGAAAGUGUCUGCUGAUAUUUGUGGAAAAAAAAUCUAUUUUGUUUACCUACUGUAUCAAAGGGGAGUCUGGGGGAGAACGGUAGUAUUUUUUUUUUAAUCAGCUGUGAAAAAAAAUGUUACAGAUCUGCA